CCAGGGAGGCUAGGUGUAGGAGACUAUUGUCUAUACCACUACACCACACAGACUACUGGGAAGACCUGGUGGAAAAUAAGAGAACCAAGGUUUACAAAAACAGUUUUAAACUACAUUAUCCAGGUAAAGUCAUUACCCAUAAAGCCACACACUUCCUUCAGACUCACAACCAAUAGAUAGGCAGUUUUGAGACAGACAGGUAUAGUUACCAAUUAUACAGAACCUCCUUAUUUUAGCUCCACCCCUAAUUUAACCUAGAUCCCACCCCAGAGCUUAUUUAAGGAUAUGGAUGGGAACAAAAAGCGUAUGUCCUCUGAAGAAGCAGGAUUCCCUGCGAAACGUUAGGACGUCGAACUCAAAAAGCACCGUGAACUGCACAUCAAAAAGAUACUGUUUGACGGGGAAAACAUUGCCAAUUUUUGUGUCCUGUUUUACACAAAAAAUUUUUUUAAUGGAGAAAAAUCCUUUUUAAACUGUUUUGUGAGUACUCACAUUUUUAAACCCUUCCUUUUUUUUGGGUUUUUAUUCCCCCCUCCUUUUUUUUCGGUUUUAUUCCCCCUUCUUUUUGGAGUACAACACCCAAGCCAGAGGGGCCUACAAAACUUCCUGUUUGGUGAACUCCUAGGCCGCUUAGGCCUUCUGGUAAGGAACUGAGUUGUUAAUCAGCUACAGGAUCCUUUUCCCAAGGAUUCUUAUCAGCAUACUCAUGGGGUAAGACCAAUGAAGACUUUUCUCCUUUUGGUUUUUAUCUUUCCUUUCUUUUAACCUUUUUUUUCCUCGAAAGGAGUUUUUUUACAGGCACAAUGAUUCCCUUAACAAACAGAUUCACAGUGUUGGAGACUUUGGAAACAGAUGGGGUGGAACAAACACUACACACAGACCAGCAUCUACACAACUCAAAACCCAGGGAAUUUUUAGAUAGACAUUUGAGGAAGUUGUAUUUUAAAUUCUUACAGGCCACACACCAUGAAGACAUUGUGACAACAGCUCUACAUACGCAAAUUUUUCCAAAGGGCAUGUCUAAACAAACACACAAACUUACACAGUUUAUCAAACCGGCAUGCCCCAAGCAACAAACUCUACAUAGAAUUACGGAAAACACACAAAAUUGGAUGAAGGCAAAUAUGCAGAUCCUCAAAGACCAUUACGUUCAAGUGAAAGCAGAACUACUGAAUCGAAUCCACAAAAUGGAGGAAACAGAAUGGCAGAUAGCAGUUAAAUGGGCCAAAGGUAGAUUCAAACACAAAUUGAGGGAAGACAUAAUAGAAAAGGCCAAAACACAAAUGGAACAGAAUCUAGUGGAAACAGAAAAUGGAGGAACUGCAUGUUUGCCUAUCCAAGUAUCAAACAGCUCCUCUAAUCCUUCUUCCACUGCCGCCUCUUCUUUUUCUUCUUCGUUGUCUUCUUCAAUCUCUUCCUCUUCUUCCUCCAAACAGAGUCCGAGUAAAGACGACACAAACCUUGUGGCAAGUUCUCCACAGAUGCAUUUAUCGAAAAGCAAUGGAACACCUCGGCCUUUAAACAACAACUCCGAUAAGACCAAGGGGGAGCCGACCCAGGGGGAUAGGAAGCAGGAGAGGAAGGAGGUGAUGAAUGGGUCUACAGAAAGGAAGACCACGUCCUUGAGAAAAGCCCGAUCUGAAUCCUCCCUUUCCCUUUCCCCUUCCUCUUUCUCGUUGACUCCCCUGCAUGUGGAACAUCCGGACAGGGUGGAGCCCCAAAUAAAAACCUGUGAAGUGAGGAACCAUUGGGUUCCUACUAGACAUCCUAACACCACUAGAAAGAUUGCAGAUUGGACACUGGAAGUAAAGAAACCAGUUUUGUUUAUAGGGGACUCCAACCUGUCCAGAAUUCCCUAUUUUAGUGACGAAAAUGUUCAGGUGGAUAGUUACCCUGGAGCCAACUUUUUACAUAUAGCCAAGGUGUUACAAAAAUUAACCCCUAAUCCAAACACUCAAAAAGUCGUCCUAUCAUUAGGAAUCAAUAAUAGAGAACAAACAUUCGAAAACAACAACAAAAAAACAGUUGCAAGAGCUGUGGAGAAUUGCUGCAGUGGUUUUUCCCAAUGCCACGAUCUACACCCCAUUAUUAAACUACUCGGAUAUCCUACCUAG
Pangasianodon hypophthalmus (striped catfish) is the source of this 2114-nucleotide messenger RNA. RefSeq lists its product as uncharacterized. NCBI's taxonomy places the organism in Eukaryota, Metazoa, Chordata, Actinopteri, Siluriformes, Pangasiidae. Bases 804 to 2114 code for a protein of 436 amino acids. The record is from RefSeq and is a predicted model, not a curated record. The transcript has 2 exons.